Messenger RNA from Scylla paramamosain (green mud crab), 672 nucleotides. RefSeq names its product craniofacial development protein 2-like. The record is from RefSeq and is a predicted model, not a curated record. Gene Ontology annotation, biological process: chromatin remodeling. The coding region runs from base 1 to 672 and encodes 223 amino acids. Lineage: Eukaryota; Metazoa; Arthropoda; Malacostraca; Decapoda; Portunidae. Gene Ontology annotation, cellular component: nucleus. The transcript has a single exon.
AUGAAACUAAUCAGAGAUGGAAAAAUAUGGCAUAUUGUAUCUGCAUAUGCACUUCAGCAGGGUUGCAGAGAGGAGGAGAAAGAGGAAUUUAGAGAAAAACUUGAAGAGUAUAUAGAAAGUAUAGCACGAACAGAAUUAAUAGUAAUAGCUGGAGACAUGAAUGCACAUGUAGGAGAAAGUGGUACUGGGUAUGAAGGAGUCCAUGGUGGAAUGGGUUUCGGAAGACGAAAUGUAGAAGGUGAGCGAUUACUGGAAAUGCCAGAAGCAGCAGAAAUUACAAUAUUGAAUUCCUGGUUCAAGAAGAGACAAAGCCAUGUAAUUACAUAUAAAAGCGGUCAGAAUGAGACACAGAUUGAUUACAUCCUGGUAAGAAGAGAAGACAAACGACUUGUAAUGGAUUGCAAAGCUAUACCUGGAGAACCAGUGGUGACGCAACAUAGAUUAUUAGUAGCAGAUUUUAGGAUGAAAAGUGGAAGGAAGAGAAGGAAAGAAGAAAGAAAGAAGAAGAUUAACGUCUGGGAGCUGAAAAGUGAAAAGAAGAAUGAGUUUAGAAACAAUGUUGAAGAAACGUUCAGGGAAAGACAUAGAACUGGCAGCUUACCAGAAACAGCAGAGGUGUGGAAAGAUAUGAAAGAUAUAUUAGUAAACAAAAGCAACAGAGAUUUGUGGUAA